AUGCUGGUUGCCCAUAACUGUAUAACUGUGACCUCCGACCAAUCCUCUGCCAACUUUAGUUGUCGGAUCGCCACCAGCAACUUCGACGAGGUCCAGGCUUUGACGCGUGAUCUUUGUGCUCCCAGAGACGUGUUAAGUUGCGGUGGGAGGAGUAUGGCUGAGCUUCCUGUCGUGGCGAUUUGCAGUCGUGACAAGAAGAGCGUGAUUGACUCCUCCUUCACUAGCACCUCAAUGACACCGACAUCAACCCAGGAUAUUGACAAAUUUCCGGCUAUAAUUGGACAGAAGCUGGAUGGGGGACGCUACGAGAUACUCAGAAAGCUUGGUGGCGGCGUCUAUUCCUCCACUUAUCUUGUGAAAGAUCCAGGGGCAGCAUUUCGUUCUGAAUACCUCGCCGCAAAGGUUCUCACCCUGAACGCGACAAAAUUGCAUCAUGACGGUGUAACAAAGGAGCUCGAAUUCCUAAAGAAAAUCGCUUCCUGUGAAGAUAUCAACUCGCUGCCUAUCCUGCGAGACAGCUUCGAGAUUGAAGGCCCGCGAGGCUCUCAUCUAUGCUUCGUGAUGGAUCUGCUUAGUACGCAUGUGUCGGCCUACCGUCGAAGUGCACCCAAGAAGGCCCUUCCCCCAUACGUCGUCAAAGAGAUCCUCGUCCAGGUCCUGGAAGCAUUGACACAGCUUCACGAACUUGAUAUAAUUCAUACCGACCUAAAACUCGACAACAUUCUUUUCGACUCGCUUACUACUGACGAGCACGUAGCUCAAUAUCUGGAAGCCAAUCCCGUAGUCGUCGACGGCGAGUACAAUCUGGACGGCUAA
Molecule: messenger RNA, 816 nt
Organism: Cyclocybe aegerita
Lineage: Eukaryota; Fungi; Basidiomycota; Agaricomycetes; Agaricales; Hemipholiotaceae
Source: the annotation of a GenBank genome assembly